Molecule: messenger RNA, 2163 nt
Organism: Paracoccidioides lutzii Pb01
Product: ran-specific GTPase-activating protein
Exons: 6
Coding region: 1-2163 (720 amino acids)
Cellular component (GO): nucleus; cytoplasm
Molecular function (GO): GTPase regulator activity
Source: RefSeq, a predicted model, not a curated record
AUGGAUAUGUUUCUUGCGAAGGUAACCCAGCAGGCGAUGAACUAUGCUAUCCGCUCUGGAAUUGCCAUUACUGCGGGAUAUGCCAUCCGCCAGUCCUCUAAACUGCUCAAGAAUGUCAGUGUUUCCCAACGGUCUGAGCUACAAAUGCUCCAGGAUCGUUUGCAGAGCAAAAUAAGGAUAAUAUCUCCAGCCAUUGACAUGAUUGAAUUGAUAGCCGCACGUGGCAAUACAUCUCUCGAAUCCGCUUUGUCACUUACCAAGGCUUUAAGAUGGGAUAUUCAAAGUCUUGGUGAACGACUUGCGAAAGCUGUUUCAGUGGAGGAAUUAUAUCAAGAAGGGGCAAUUUCAUCCAAGGCCCGUGCUGGACUUGAUGACGAAAUUAGAUUCAUUAUCAAGGAUAUCCGAAAUGUGUUACAGAGGAUCGAGGAUGCUGUGCCGUUAAUUAACCUUGCUAUUACCACGUCGGGGGCAAGUCUAUCUACCUCGCUUCCUGCGUCCGUAUCACCCUCACGAUUGCUUCAAGCAAGCACCUUUUUGACUACAGGAGAUACACAAUACUCUAUGUCACCCUCACAGCCGGUACAAAUAGGUCCGACAUUCACAUUAUCAGUGUACAUGUUAUUUUCUGGACACAUCCGACCAAUAGAUGAAGUAAGCGUCCGGAAUACUACUUGGAAAGAAGUAAUCCACAAAGCAAGAGUCAAAGUACGGCGGGUACCUAUGGAUAUGAUGUUUUCAUCGUACACAAACCUGCAUCCUCCGCGUGAAUUUUCUAGUGAGAAGCAUAUCAGCGGCGAAGCCAAAACAGAUGAAUUUGCAUACCAAAUACUCAUUAUCGAAGACCUUGAUGAUGGUCGUGUACAUAAUGACGAAGAGAAGCAUGGCAGCUUUGAAGAUGUUGCUCUUGCGGGAAUCAGAGAGAUAAUUCCUAUUCACGAGAUUUCAAAAAUAUUUUACGCUGAUACCGGCAAGAUUCUCAAUAUUGGAAAUGAAGGGGAAGUGAAUAAUCCUGUGUUACUUCUCAAAAGAGACGUCAAUGCCAUCCCUCCUCGACGUAUGAUAGACCGAUGUGAAGCCGAAUUGGAUCGGCUUCAAGGAGAAACGAGUGACAAUUCUGAAGAUGAAGAGCAAUCCCAACUCGACGCACAACUCUUAGGAAGAAAGAGACCAUCAUCCACUAAUCAGCAUAAUCCAAUUGAACCUCAGCAAUACAAAUUCCCACCCGACCUGGAUCUCGAAUGGGUAGCCUUCGAAGUCCAUGACGAAAGCGACGAACAAGACUCCGAAACUGAAGCAGAAUCGGAACCAGAACCCCCCGCCCCUCUAUCAGCUUCAACCUCAACUGGGAAGCCACUCUCCCAAUCCCUGGAUGCACAGAUAUCCGAGAAACUGACAAGUUUGCAUAUCCACGGGGAUCACAGAUCACCCUCAUUCUCACCAGCGUCUGCCACCACACAGCAACAGUUUGCCUCACAGACAUAUACCCAACAGUCCCAGUAUCACCAGCCGUAUACCAUCUCCAACCCCAUCUUUAACAACAUCCGCACAUCUCUUUCACUCCUCGAGACCCUCCUGCGCCUAACCUCCCUCCAACAAUUCCAGCAACAAUCUCACCUCUCAAUAACCGAUGAGCUCCUUAAUUUCUUCCUGGAAGAGUCCUCCGCAACUGGCGCGGGUGGCGACGAGCAUCACCGCCAGCGUGUCCGUGCCGAAGCCCGCCGCAAAGUCGGCUGGGACCCGUACAACGAAAGUCCCCUAAAACCUCACGGUGAGGAUUACCAGUACAAUGGCACCAACGGCGAGUUUGACCAGGUGAUAACUGCGACACCUAACUCCACAGUAUGGAACGCUAGAGCAGGUGAAUUGACACCACCGCUCAACGGCACGUAUCCCAUAUCUCGCCGUGAGAGCCAACAAUCUAGUCAGGUUAGAUGGCCUUCACGUCGUUCAACGACGCCCCUGGAGGACCAUUUGGAUUCCCCAGCGUCACCCUCUGUACGCCCGUCUCGCCCAGGAGGUUGGAAGCCGAAAACACUUAGGAGACAACCACAGCAACGAGAGAGUAGUCCUCUGAUCCCUCCGCAGGAAAGCCAAAAAGACGAAGGGCUAGGAACUAGUCCCGAAUCUUUACAGAAUAUUUCAGGGAAGGAGUCGGAUAGUUAG